CUCUUCUCUUCGCACUCGGCACCCGAACCAAGCGCAAUGCUCCACCCAAAGCGGAACAACCACCCAUAAUUGUGCAACCAUAACUCUCAAUGGCGGUAGCCGGCAACAUCACGAAGCCCAAGGGCGCCGACGAGGACGCCGACGAGGACGCCGCUGCGAGUCCGUCUAUCUCCACUUCGCAGCCAGCCACAACUACCCGCCGCAACUUCGUCGAUCUUCCUCGAGAGCUUAGAGACAAGGUCUACGAUGAACUCUGGAAAGGCAGCGCGAUCAUCGACGUCCAUGUUGGAAGAUUACUUUUCCGGGUAACUUAUGGCCGUGAUUAUUUGAGGCGGUCGACACUCCUCCCAAUGUGGCUUCGUACCAGCAAAUCAAUCCUCCACGAAGGGCUGGAGCAGUUAUUUCGCAAGAGCACGUGGGAAUGCGUCCAGCUUAAGAACCGCCGCAUAGGUCAUACACGCUCACUGUUGCUUGGCCCGUCCGUCGCACCGAAUAUGGCGUUCCUUCUCCCACUCCUCCAAACAGCACGGCCAGAGGGCAAAUUAAGGCCGCUAGAUCUUCCGGACCUCGAGGCGUGCAUGCGGCUCUUCGAGGGCGAUACGCCGAUUCGAGUCCUCCACUUGGAAAUUCUGUACCUUCGUCAGCCGACGAUGGCUGUGGACCUCUCAUUCGUGAAGCAGAUCAAGCGGCCGGUCGAGCGUCUCGAGGUCAAAGUAUCUGAGAUGCCCUUUACAACUGGGGAUCCCGCCUUCGAAGCAACUACCGUUCCAGCGUUGAAGGAAGAGGUUGCUAGAGUUGGGGCUUUGGUCGCAGGCAAGAAGGGCCGGCUUACGAUGGAGAAAGUGCUGGAGCCGGGAAAUGACAAGAGCAAAGGGGCAUGGGUGUUCGUCUACGAGAAGGAGCGGGACAACCAUCCGGCUUCUUCGCGUCGUUGGGGACGGGUUUCGGCUCUUCUCUCCGUGUUCAUUCCGCAUCGGACAGGCACGUAUUCCCGCUAAAUUGAGAGCGCAAAUCUCUUGAUUCAGCAGUCAAGUUUUCGGUAGCUCCACCGGGUUCAUCAGCCGGCCUCGAGUUUUACUGAGCGUUUUGUACACAUCUACCCACGUAGCACGAGACAAAAUGCAAUCCACUCCGGUC
Molecule: messenger RNA, 1137 nt
Organism: Trematosphaeria pertusa
Lineage: Eukaryota; Fungi; Ascomycota; Dothideomycetes; Pleosporales; Trematosphaeriaceae
Exons: 1
Coding region: 90-998 (302 amino acids)
Source: RefSeq, a predicted model, not a curated record